Molecule: messenger RNA, 824 nt
Organism: Apodemus sylvaticus (European woodmouse)
Lineage: Eukaryota; Metazoa; Chordata; Mammalia; Rodentia; Muridae
Gene: Angptl8
Product: angiopoietin like 8
Exons: 4
Coding region: 1-597 (198 amino acids)
Biological process (GO): triglyceride homeostasis; regulation of lipid metabolic process
Source: RefSeq, a predicted model, not a curated record
AUGGCUCUGCUUGCUCUCUGCUUCCUAUGGGCCUUAGCAACAGCCGUGCGAGCCGCCCCGGUGGCCCCGCUGGGUGCUCCAGAGCCUGCUCAGUAUGAGGAGCUGACCCUGCUCUUUCACGGGGCCCUGCAGCUAGGCCAGGCCCUCAACGGCGUGUACAGAGCCACGGAGGCUCGCCUGACAGAAGCUGGGCGCAGCCUGGGCCUCUUUGACCAAGCACUGGAAUUUCUGGGGGCAGAGGUGACCCAGGGCCGGGAUGCGACACAGGAGCUUCGCACCAGCUUGUCGGGGAUUCAGGUGGAAGAGGACGCUUUACACCUUCGAGCAGAAGCCACAGCCCGAUCACUGCGGGAAGUGGCCCGGGCCCAGCAGGCUCUGCGGGACACUGUACGGAGACUACAAGUGCAGCUGAGAGGCGCCUGGCUCGGCCAAGCCCACCAAGAAUUUGAGACCUUAAAGGCUCGUGCCGACAAGCAGAGCCACCUCCUGUGGGCACUCGCUGGCCACGUGCAGCGACAGCAGCGGGAGAUGGCGGAGCAGCAGCAGUGGCUGCGACAGAUCCAGCAGAGACUCCACACCGCGGCCCUCCCAGCCUGAGGUGACCUGGACGCUACACGCUACUGAGGACCAGCUGUGCUGCAAGGAACACUGAAUGCGCUCCGCCAGGCCCGAGAGCAGGGCCGACAGAGCCGGCUGCCUGUCAGCCGUCAGCCGGACCUGGCCAGGGCGCCCCGCUUCCUGGCAGAGCAGAGACAGAAGCAAGCAGGCGGGAUGGAGGGCAGAAGGCAGAGCCCGUGGAGGAGGGGCUGGAAAAGGACACGCGC